Rotaria sordida is the source of this 834-nucleotide messenger RNA. The record is from the annotation of a GenBank genome assembly. NCBI's taxonomy places the organism in Eukaryota, Metazoa, Rotifera, Eurotatoria, Philodinida, Philodinidae.
AUGAGUGAUAUAGAUAGGAUAUAUUUGUCAACACUUAUAUUAAUCGGCACUAUCAUAAGACGGACAAUGAAAAAAUAUUCAAUAAUUCUUCUUGUGUGUGCCAUUGUAUUGGCUAUUACUAUUGACAAUAAUUGGGCUCAAGCUGCUAAUAACGAUGAUUUCGAAGAAGCUCGCUCAUCAUCAAAUGAAUUUCUUCGUCGAAAACGUGGCAUCUUUCAUCCAGGCAUGACUGCAUGUGAAGAGCAAAAACGUGAAGCUCGAGAAGAUUACGAAGAACGAUGUGAACCAUCAAUUCCAUGGCAACGAGAUCGUAAAAGUAAUCGUUUUUGUCCUGAUAUUAAUGAAUGGCAUGAAUUAGAUACAUAUGAAAUUGGAGAUGGAGGUGGUUUUGAUUUAGAUACAUUGAGUAAAUUAAUGCCACGAAAUAUGAGUAUGGAAAAAAUUAUUGCAGGUGUUAUUGGUGGACUUAUUACAGCAGACUCAGUUCAUGCUAAUCGUUUUCUAAAACGAACUUUUUUUCAUCCCGGUUCAACAAAAUGUGAAGAACAAAAACGUGAAGCACGAGAAGAUUAUGAGGAACGAUGUGAACCAUCAUUUCCACUUUAUCGUAAUACAGGAACAAAUCGUUAUUGUCCAGAUAUUAAUACUUGGAGAGAAUUUGAUAAUUAUGAAAUUGGUAAUGGAUAUGAACCACAUGGUUCAACAAAUCAUGAUCGCACAAAUAGAGAUCGUAAUAAAGAUCGAAAUCAAUACAAUUCUUAUACUAAUGACUAUCCUCGUCCAACUUCAAGUGUUCCACCUCGAAACGAAUUUUUUGAUGUUGAAAACAAUUAA